This is a messenger RNA of Syngnathoides biaculeatus (alligator pipefish), 1936 nucleotides long. It is a transcript of the gene ldb3b, whose product is annotated as LIM domain binding 3b. Gene Ontology annotation, cellular component: Z disc; adherens junction; filamentous actin. The record is from RefSeq and is a predicted model, not a curated record. The transcript is spliced from 9 exons. Gene Ontology annotation, molecular function: actin binding; muscle alpha-actinin binding. Lineage: Eukaryota; Metazoa; Chordata; Actinopteri; Syngnathiformes; Syngnathidae. Gene Ontology annotation, biological process: actin cytoskeleton organization; heart development; muscle structure development. The coding region runs from base 385 to 1257 and encodes 290 amino acids.
GCUAUUCUUAGGCAGCCUGGUCGGCCAGAAAGUCACCCGCAAUGCUGAUUAAUAUCAUAAUCGCAGCCCGGAAAAGUCACAUUUUGUCGUUUUGGAUUUUGAAAGUGGAGUUGACGGGCGAGUUUGGGGCGUCGCCCACUUCUCCCCGUGUGUAUUUUAAUGUGUAUUUGUUUGUGUGUCGCCAACUAACCACCCACCCGCGGGCGCCCCGCCCAGCCGGUUUGCCCCCCCCCCCCACCCGCGAGGAUCCGCGCAGCCAGGCCCCCGAUUUGAGGUGUUGGGGGGGGGGGGGGUUUGCGCUGCAGACCACAGCAGCGGGCUAGCGGGGCCAGCGCGGAGAGCCAGGACUCGCUCGCACGUACGCAUCGACAGACGGGAGGCGACAUGAGCACGUACACGGUGACCCUGAGCGGCCCGGCGCCGUGGGGCUUUCGGCUGCAGGGCGGGAAGGACUUCAACAUGCCCCUCACCAUCUCCAGGAUAACACCCGGCAGCAAAGCGUCGGGCGGCAGCCUGGCGCAGGGCGACAUCAUCUCGGCUAUCGACGGGGUCAGCACCGAGGGCCUGACGCACCUGGAGGCCCAGAACAAGAUCAAGAUGGCCACUAGCCGCCUGGUGCUCAGCAUGCAGAAGUCCAGACGUCCUGCGCCCGUCCCCACUGCCACCCCCAGGAUGGACUCCCCCAUGCCUGUCAUCCCCCACCAGAAGGUCAUCGCCAACACGCCCGCAAACCUGGAGUACACCCCCAGCUUCAACCCCAUCGCCCUGAAAGACUCGGCCCUGUCCACCCACAAGCCCAUCGAGGUGCGGGGCCCCGGCGGCAAGGCCACCAUCGUGCACGCGCAGUACAACACGCCCAUCAGCAUGUACUCGCAGGACGCCAUCAUGGACGCCAUCGCCGGACAGUCGCAGGCUAAAGGUCACGAGGGUGAGGAGGCGGGAUCCCCCUUGGCCGGGGUGCUGCCCAUGAAGGACCCGGUGGUGGACUGCGCCUCGCCCGUGUACCAGGCGGUGAUCAGGCCCAGCGACAACGCCCUGGACUUGUCCGAGUGGGCUCGGCGCGCCGCCAACCUGCAGUCCAAGAGCUUCAGGAUGCUGGCCCACAUCACCGGGACCGAAUACAUGCAAGACCCAAACGAAGAAGCGCUGCAGAAGUCGAGAGAAAAGUUUCUGUCUGAGAUGCGAGGUCCUCGCUUCGCCAAGCUGCGGAAAUGGCACCACGGAUUGUCUGCACAGAUCCUCAACGUCCAAGAGUAGAAGAAGAAGAAGAAGAAACCAGAGAGCAAGGAAGGAUGCAAAGGGAGGGAGCAAGGAAGGAAGGAAGGAAGGAAGGAAGGAAGGAAGGAAGGAAGGGGGCAUAUGGAGCAGUAUAAAAACACACGGGAAAUAAAUUCAAGACGAGGAAUGCGAGUUAGUGUCGCUUAUAGACUAGUAAAAUGUGAAACUGUUAGCGUGAGAACACCUCACUAUAUCAUAUUGUAUACAUAUUGCUGUACUGUAUGUGUAUACAGUAGGUCCGUGUCUGCCGCCGAGCUCUGCAUAUUGUCGUUUCCUCUGUGCUCCCGUUGAGUGUACAAAAGCGAAAUAAUAUCACGCAGACGUGUCCGUCCUCGUGUACAAACGCAGGGACAGGAAGUUGUCACACACACACACGUUUGGACACCCCCCCCCCCACAAAGACAAUAUGUAAAAAAUGCACUCAAAAUAAAAUGAUGUCAAUGUGAAUAAACGUUUUCCUAAACUGACAUCGAUGCAUUGUGACAUCGUGAAUACAAUUUGCAUUAAUAUAAUAUUGUUGUGGGGGGAGGGGGGGGUCAUACAAUGUAAUGUGAUCUGACUUUUUAAUAGAAAAAAAUAAUUCCCCUCAAAAUACCGAACUUUUUCCGAAUAAGAUUUUUUUUCCUGUCAUUUCACAUCCUUGAAACUGUAAAGUUAA